Molecule: messenger RNA, 1275 nt
Organism: Mycena citricolor
Lineage: Eukaryota; Fungi; Basidiomycota; Agaricomycetes; Agaricales; Mycenaceae
Source: the annotation of a GenBank genome assembly
GGGUUAUCUCACAGCCACCAUUCAAUAACUCCACUCACUCCCAGUGCUGCUUUAAAAGCUCAUCUUCCGGUCUAUUCGAGCCACAACGUCCCCUGCACAUCGAAAUCGACUCGGAACAUGAGCUCUCCGUACCCUGGCCAAAAAACCGCUGUCAAUAUUGUCUUGGGUGCCAUGACUUUCGGGGCACCGGGGACACUAGGGGCGCGUCUUUCAGAUAUUAAAGAUAUCGAGGCCAUUAUCGAUGAAUUUCUCAGCCACGGUCAUCGCGAGAUAGAUGCAGCACGCGUAUAUGGCAAUGGCACGAAUGAACAGUACCUCGGGCAGAUCGACUGGAAGAACAAGGGCGUGCUGAUGGAGACAAAGCUGUACCCGGUCUCACCGGAAACGGACUUCGCCGGAAAUCACUCGCCCGCCAGCAUCCGCAAGUUCUGCCAGAUGUCUCUAGAUGCUCUCAAGACCGACACAAUUGAAAUGUGGUAUCUGCACGGUCCGGACCGCAAGACCCCCUUCGAAGACACACUACGCGCUGUAAACGAGCUCUACAAGGAGGGCAAGUUCAAGCGUUUGGGGAUCAGCAACUACAUGUCAUGGGAGGUGGCCGAGCUUUGCGGGAUCUGUGAGCGCAACGGCUGGAUCAAGCCGACUGUGUAUCAGGGCCUCUACAACGCGAUCCUUCGGACCGUUGAACCCGAGCUCUUCCCCUGCUUGCGUAAAUUCGGGAUUGCAUUUUACGGGUUCAACCCUGUGGGCGGGGGAUUCUUUACGGGUCGGUACUCCAGCAUUACCGACGAAGCGGAUAGCACCUCCCGCUUCUCUGGCGAAGGACGUGUCAGCACUCUCUACCGCAAGCGAUACUGGCAGCAAGCAUAUUUUGACGGGUUAAACAAAAUCUCUGCAGCAGCGGACAAACACGGCCUUACGAUGAUUGAAGUGGCGUUGCGCUGGACCAUGCAUCAUUCUCUGAUGAAGCGCGAAUUCGGAGAUGCGGUCCUCAUCGGUGCAUCGAGCAUGGCGCAUAUCAAACAGAAUCUGGCGGAUUUUGAAAAGGGAGCGCUGCCCGAAGAUGUCGUCGAGGCUUUGGACGAGGCUUGGGCCGGUGUCAAGGGAAUCGCAAACCCCUACUACCAUUAGUUACUCAACUCUAUUGCUAUUCGGCUCAGUCGCCCGAAGCUCAAUCUUUUCAAUUUUCUUCUUUACCGUUCUACUGUCAAUGUGCGAGUGUAGCCAUUGCUCCGUUGCUUUCGUCCAGCAAAUUCAUGAAUCGUGACUGUCCCA